Messenger RNA from Postia placenta MAD-698-R-SB12, 1632 nucleotides. RefSeq names its product carbohydrate-binding module family 43 protein. Gene Ontology annotation, biological process: fungal-type cell wall (1->3)-beta-D-glucan biosynthetic process. Gene Ontology annotation, cellular component: fungal-type cell wall; cytoplasm. The transcript is spliced from 3 exons. The record is from RefSeq and is a predicted model, not a curated record. The coding region runs from base 1 to 1632 and encodes 543 amino acids. Gene Ontology annotation, molecular function: 1,3-beta-glucanosyltransferase activity. NCBI's taxonomy places the organism in Eukaryota, Fungi, Basidiomycota, Agaricomycetes, Polyporales, Adustoporiaceae.
AUGUUCGCCCCCCUCCUUGCCCUUGCGGCAGCCGUCUGCGUCCCAUACGCCACGGCUCUCGCCCCCAUCGUCAAGAAGGGCAGCUUCCUUUUCGACAGUACCACCGGCGAACGUUUUUAUCUUAAGGGCCUUGCCUAUGCUAGUAAGUCCUAUUUCUUUAUCGGCCAAGUCAGCAAGCUUGACCCCCUCGCCAAUGGCGCCGGCUGCACGCGCGACAUUCCUUACUUCAAGCAACUCGACGUCAACAUCCUCCGCGUAUACCAGGUCAACUCAUCCCUCGAUCAUAGCACCUGUAUGGAGGCGCUCAACUCCGCCGGCAUCUACGUCGCCAUCGACCUUGCCACCCCGUACGCCGCCCUCAGCAGUACUUCACCAUCCUGGAAUGUAGAGCUCCUGACGGACUUCAUCAACACCGUCGAGGCCUUCGGUAGUUAUGAAAACGUCUUUGGUUUCACAAUUGGUAACGAAGUUAUAAGUUCUCUUCCGAACGACGACGCAGCGCCGUACAUCAAGGCUGCGGUGCGCGAUAUUAAAUCGUAUAUGGGAGCCCACAACUACAGUCAACUUGUUGGGUACACCGCGACAGACUCGCCAAACUCACGUGUUGCGCUCCCAUACUAUCUCGCGUGCGACGAGGACACGUCAUCCAUUUUCGACUACUGGGGCCUCAACAUCUACGAAUGGUGUGGCAAUAGCUCAUUCACGGUGUCCGGCUACCAAGCGCGCACAGAGGAGCUCCAGAACCUUGGCGUUCCCGCAUUCUUCUCCGAGUACGGUUGCAAUGCCGUUGAGCCACGCACGUUCCAGGAUGUCCCUGUACUGUACAGCUCCGACAUGAGCGAUGUCUGGUCGGGCGGUAUCAUCUACGAAUACGUCGAGCAGGGCAACAACUACGGUCUCGUGAAUAUCUCGUCGGACGGCAGCUCCGUGGCGACUCUGACGGACUUCAACAACCUCAAGUCGCAAUACACAACCGCGACAGGCUCGUCGCUUGCGAUAUCCUCGUACACGCCCUCAGUCUCGCUCCCUGUAUCGUGCCCGCAAUCCAACGCGAGCUGGCCGGUCGCGACUGCGCUCCCGCCGACGCCCAACUCGGGCGAGUGCGACUGCGUGGCGAGCUCGCUCACGUGCAUAUCCACAUACUCGCUCGGCGACGACGCCAUCGGCACGGCAAUCGGUGAGAUCUGCGGGACGUCCGCCUCGGCGUGCGCCAGCAUCUCGGGCAACGGCACGACGGGCACGUACGGCGACCUGUCCAUGUGCAACCCGCUGCAGCAGCUGAACAUCGCGAUGGACGUGUACUACAACGCGCAGGGCCGCGCGGCGACGGCGUGCCAGUGGUCGUUCGCGACGACGACGUCGGUGUCGGGCGUGACGAACUCGGCCGCAGCCGCGAGCGCGACGAGCGCGUGCAUCCAGAAAGACGCGUUCGCGAGCAGCACGGGCAUUCCCAGCGCGACGACGACGGUGGCGGGUGCGACGACGAAACCGCUGGUGACAAGCACGGGCCAGGCGAGCGGAAGCUCGGACGGCAAGAGCGGUGCGGCGAUCGCGAUUCAGGUGCCGCCGGUCGCGCUGUUCUCGAGCGUGCUGCUCGGCCUGGUAGGCGGCGCGAUGGCGGUCGUGUUCUAG